Messenger RNA from Homo sapiens (human), 1699 nucleotides. It is a transcript of the gene YBX2, whose product is annotated as Y-box binding protein 2. Lineage: Eukaryota; Metazoa; Chordata; Mammalia; Primates; Hominidae. Gene Ontology annotation, cellular component: nucleus; cytoplasm. The record is from RefSeq and is a predicted model, not a curated record. Gene Ontology annotation, molecular function: nucleic acid binding. Bases 140 to 1279 code for a protein of 379 amino acids. Gene Ontology annotation, biological process: oocyte development. The transcript has 10 exons.
GCCAUUGGCCUCGGCUCCGGGCCCGCUGCCGGCGUGUGGGCGAGGCUCGGGGCGCGAGGACCGAGCAGGGCGGUGGGUUCGCGAGCCGGGGGGAGGGGCCGGGGCGGUGGCGGCUGUGGCCGGUACUGGACCCGGCGGGAUGAGCGAGGUGGAGGCGGCAGCGGGGGCUACAGCGGUCCCCGCGGCGACGGUGCCCGCGACGGCGGCAGGGGUGGUAGCGGUGGUGGUACCGGUGCCCGCAGGGGAGCCGCAGAAAGGCGGCGGGGCGGGCGGCGGGGGCGGAGCCGCCUCGGGCCCCGCUGCUGGGACCCCCUCGGCGCCGGGCUCCCGCACCCCUGGCAAUCCGGCGACGGCGGUCUCGGGAACCCCCGCCCCCCCGGCCCGGAGUCAGGCGGACAAGCCGGUGCUGGCAAUCCAAGUCCUGGGCACUGUCAAAUGGUUCAACGUCCGGAAUGGUUACGGAUUCAUCAACAGGAAUGACACCAAGGAAGAUGUCUUUGUUCACCAGCUUGAGAACCACUGCUUGGUGGAAAGAGCUCUCACUGGGACUGAGACAGCUAUUAAAAGAAACAACCCCAGGAAGUUUCUGCGCAGCGUUGGAGAUGGGGAGACUGUGGAAUUUGAUGUCGUGGAAGGAGAGAAGGGCGCAGAAGCCACUAAUGUAACUGGGCCUGGGGGAGUACCCGUGAAGGGCAGCCGUUAUGCCCCCAACCGACGUAAGUCCCGCCGAUUCAUCCCCCGGCCUCCCUCAGUUGCCCCACCACCCAUGGUGGCAGAGAUCCCCUCGGCGGGGACAGGACCUGGCAGUAAAGGGGAGCGGGCUGAAGACUCUGGGCAACGGCCCCGACGAUGGUGCCCCCCACCCUUCUUCUACCGACGGCGGUUUGUGCGAGGCCCCCGGCCUCCCAACCAGCAGCAGCCUAUAGAGGGCACUGACAGGGUAGAACCCAAAGAGACAGCCCCAUUGGAGGGGCACCAACAGCAGGGAGAUGAGCGAGUCCCCCCGCCCAGAUUCCGGCCCAGGUACCGAAGGCCUUUCCGCCCCAGGCCACGCCAGCAGCCUACCACAGAAGGUGGGGAUGGUGAGACCAAGCCCAGCCAAGGUCCCGCUGAUGGUUCCCGGCCUGAGCCCCAGCGCCCACGAAACCGCCCCUACUUCCAGCGGAGACGGCAGCAGGCCCCUGGCCCCCAGCAGGCCCCUGGCCCCCGGCAGCCCGCAGCCCCUGAGACCUCAGCCCCUGUCAACAGUGGGGACCCCACCACCACCAUCCUGGAGUGAUUCCAACUCAACUCAGAGGACACCCAGAGCUGCCAUCUGGUAUCUGCCAGUUUUUCCAAAUGACCUGUACCCUACCCAGUACCCUGCUCCCCCUUUCCCAUAAUUCAUGACAUCAAAACACCAGCUUUUCACCUUUUCCUUGAGACUCAGGAGGACCAAAGCAGCAGCCUUUUGCUUUUUCUUUUUUCUUCCCUCCCCUUAUCAAGGGUUGAAGGAAGGGAGCCAUCCUUACUGUUCAGAGACAGCAACUCCCUCCCGUAACUCAGGCUGAGAAGGAACCAGCCAGCUCUUACCUCCUCCUGGUUGCUUUUCUUGCCCCCACCCCAAGUUUAUUUUUGUUUUCCCCCGGCCCCCUACCUCUGAAGCCAUUUUAUGAUCUGUCAUGUGCCACCUGAGCCUCCAGUAAAAACAAAAACAGGC